Babesia ovata is the source of this 669-nucleotide messenger RNA. RefSeq lists its product as uncharacterized. Gene Ontology annotation, molecular function: protein binding. The record is from RefSeq and is a predicted model, not a curated record. The coding region runs from base 1 to 669 and encodes 222 amino acids. NCBI's taxonomy places the organism in Eukaryota, Apicomplexa, Aconoidasida, Piroplasmida, Babesiidae. The transcript is spliced from 4 exons.
AUGCAGCUGUUUAUGGCUGCGCUCGUAUUCACCGCCGCGUUCAAGUGGCAACCGGCGGAAUCCCUGGAGCCGCUGCUCGAAUCCAAUGAGCCGCCAUACACACUCAUCAACUUCGCACUCGAGGAAGACCCGCGCGUGGACCAGGUUGGAGCUAACCUUGCGCAGAGCCGACGCCGAGAGUGGCUGGACACGCAAUUUGAACACCUGAAGCGGAAGCAAAGGCAGAACAAAGAGGACGACACGCGCAAUAUUAACAAAGCGCUCAAGUCGAUACGCAAGGAGCUGGGGGUCACCCAAAUGCGCGAGGUGAAACCCAAGCUGCCCAAACCCGGCGACGAAGAUGGCGACAGCACCCAUGUCGGCAACAAGCUUGAUGCCGCAAAACUCAACCUCAAAAACAAAAUACAUCGCAGUAUAUGGCUCGCAAUGAAGCGGCGGGACAAGCCGCAGUUUAUGCAGUUGGAGAAGCAGAUUAGGGCCACCGGUGUCGAACUUGAUGGAGUGUCCUACACGCUGCUCGUGCAUGCCACACUACUCUUCCACGGGCCAGGUGACGAGGCCAUGGCGCUCAUAAAGGAGAUGAGGGAGCGAGGCAUCCAUCCGAGCCUCAUCAGGUUCAAUGCGGUUCGUUGUGGUGACACUAAAGCGGUAACGAAGCGCAGCGAAUAG